UGCCCAGGCGAUGGAACGCACAAAAUUCUUGACUUGUGUGACAAAAAAAUUAACCGUAAUCACUAUACAGUCCAAAUCAACAUCCUAAUCUCAGUCCUGUCAGAAUCAACAUCCUGAUUGAUGUGCCAUGAUGAACUCUCGCCUUGCAACCUUCGCGUUGCUUGUGAUCAUCACGCUAAGCUCGUCGCCGCGUCCAUGUCCACGGCGCGUCGACGCGGCGCGUGAGUGGCUCGCCCGGGGCGCCUCGAUCGCCGUCGAGGACCACGCCACCGACGUCCUGCGCUCGCCGGACGGCACGUUCGCCGCCGGCUUCUACGACGCGUCUCCCACCGUCUUCACCUUCUCCGUCUGGUUCGCGCGCGCCGCCGACCGCGCCGUCGUCUGGACCGCGGCUCGGGCGCGCCCCGUGCACAGCAAGGGCGCGCGCGUCACGCUCGACGCGCGCCGCGGCGCGCUCGUCCUCACCGACUACGGCGGCGAGGUGGUCUGGAACUCCUCCACCCCCGCCGCCGGUGGCAGCGGCGGCGCCCGCGUCCGGCUCCACGACACCGGCAACCUGGUGGUCGAGGACGCCUGCGGCAAGACGCUGUGGCAGAGCUUCGACUUCCCCACCGACACGCUGCUCCCGGCGCAGCGGCUGACGGCGGCGACGCGGCUGGUGUCGCGCGACCGGCUGCUCUCCGCCGGCUACUACAGCCUCGGGUUCAGCGACUACGCCAUGCUCUCCCUCUUCUACGACAACGGCAACUUCUCCAGCAUCUACUGGCCCAACCCUUACUUCAGCUACUGGCAGAACAACCGCAAGAUCUACAACUUCUCCCGCGAGGCCGCCAUGGACGCGCUCGGGCAGUUCCUCUCCAGCGACGGCACCACCUUCGAGGCCGCCGACCUCGGCGCCGCCGGCGUCAGGAGGCGGCUGACGCUGGACACGGACGGCAACCUCAGGGCGUACAGCCUGGACGACGCGACGGGAACGUGGUCGGUGUCGUGGAUGGCGUUCGGCAACCCGUGCAACAUCCACGGCGUGUGCGGCGCCAACGCCGUGUGCCUCUACUCGCCGGCGCCGGUGUGCGUCUGCGCGCCGGGGCACGAGCGCGUCGACGCGAGCGACUGGAGCAGGGGGUGCAGGCCGACGUUCCGGCUCGAGUGCGGCCGGCCGGCGAAGCUGGUGGCGCUGCCGCACAGCGACUUCUGGGGCUACGACCUCAACGACGGCGAGGUCAUGCCGCUCGGCGACUGCGCCAACAAGUGCCUCGACAACUGCGCGUGCGUGGUGUUCCAGUACAAGGAGCACAUGGAGUGCUACCUCAAGAGCGUCCUCUUCAACGGCAAGACGUUCCCCGGCUUGCCGGGAACGGUGUACAUCAAGGUCCCCGCCGACUUCGACGUGCCGGAGUUUCAUGUCCACCAAUGGCAGCGCGGCGGCGACGGCGGCGGCGGUGGCCUCGCCAUCCAAGAAGACAUCGCCGGCUGCGCCGCCGCCGCCACCGGCGACAGCAACAGAAAGGUUCUCCUCAACGUCUCCUCUUCACUGUCAUCUCACGACGCCGGUAAGACGGUGUGGCCAUACCUGUACGGAUUCUUGUCAGCGUUGCUCGUCGUCGAGGCCAUCGUCAUCGGGUUCGGCUGCUGGCUCUUCUCAAGCAAAGGAUUGUUCCGGCAUUCACGGGUGUACGCCAUUGAUCAAGAAGGCUACAAGCUGAUCACGAGCCAUUUCCAGAGGUACACCUACGCUGACAUCAAGAAAGCCACGGCGAACUUCACCGGCGUGAUCGGCCGCGGCGGCUCCGGCGUGGUGUACAAGGGCGUGCUUGACGACGAGAGGGUGGUGGCCGUGAAGGUGCUCAAGAACUUGAGCCGGCAGAGUGAGGAGGAGUUCCAAGCAGAGCUGAGUGUGAUUGGAAGGAUCUAUCACAUGAACCUUGUCAGAAUGUGGGGUUGCUGCUCUCAAGCCAAGCACAGGAUUCUUGUCUCUGAAUACAUAGAGAAUGGAUCACUUGCACAAAGAUUGUUUGAUCAUGGAUUUGAUGAUGAUGUGCUUGAUUGGAAUCAAAGGUUCAGGAUUGCUUUGGGUGUGGCUAAAGGGUUGGCUUACCUUCACAGUGAGUGCUCAGAAUGGAUUGUUCAUUGUGACAUGAAGCCUGAGAACAUUUUGUUGGAUAAGGAUUUGGAGCCCAAGAUUACGGAUUUUGGGUUGUCUAAGUUGUUAAACAGAGAUGGUUCAGAUGCAAUUUUGACAAGGAUUAGAGGGACAAGAGGGUACAUGGCUCCAGAGUGGGUUACUAACUUACCAUUUACAGAGAAGGUUGAUGUGUAUAGUUACGGAGUGAUACUCCUUGAGCUAGUGAAGGGGAUUAGGAUUUCGGAAUGGGUGAUCCAUGGGAUCAAGGUAUGUGAGAUGGAUAUUAGGAUGGUUGUUAGGGCGACAUGUCAGAAGAUGGAGUCCAAUGAAAAGAGAUCUAUUGAGGAUCUUGUGGACUAUCGAUUGAAUGGUGAUUUCAACCAUGUACAAGUGAAGCUGAUGCUUGAGAUUGCCAUUUCAUGCUUGGAGGAAGAUAGGAGCAAGCGGCCAAACAUGAACUCAGUUGUGCAAUCACUCAUCUCGGUUGAAGGUUAAAGCUAUGUCAGUAUGUGUCAUCUAGUGCUUUGUUAAUAUGUAUUUGUUGAUUAAUUGUUAUGUGAUAAGUAGUUUUAACCUUAGAUCCUUGCAAGAGUACGUAUUAGAGAUUGAUAUUGGCUAUUUGUAUUCUAUGACAAGUUUAGUUUCCGUAAACUAAUUCGUAUUUUUAGAUGAA
Messenger RNA from Oryza sativa Japonica Group (Japanese rice), 2795 nucleotides. RefSeq names its product putative receptor protein kinase ZmPK1. Gene Ontology annotation, biological process: protein phosphorylation; recognition of pollen. NCBI's taxonomy places the organism in Eukaryota, Viridiplantae, Streptophyta, Magnoliopsida, Poales, Poaceae. Gene Ontology annotation, molecular function: protein serine/threonine kinase activity; ATP binding. The record is from RefSeq and is a predicted model, not a curated record.